Morone saxatilis (striped sea-bass) is the source of this 2629-nucleotide messenger RNA. Its product is annotated as SHC-transforming protein 1-like. Gene Ontology annotation, cellular component: plasma membrane. The transcript is spliced from 14 exons. The record is from RefSeq and is a predicted model, not a curated record. Gene Ontology annotation, biological process: intracellular signal transduction; cell surface receptor protein tyrosine kinase signaling pathway. The coding region runs from base 272 to 2011 and encodes 579 amino acids. Gene Ontology annotation, molecular function: receptor tyrosine kinase binding. NCBI's taxonomy places the organism in Eukaryota, Metazoa, Chordata, Actinopteri, Moronidae.
CAGAGGAAGUGAGCGAGAGCCUCUCAUUCAUAAAAAAAAAGAAAGUUCAUUCAUAAAAGCUGCACAUUUCUGCUGUGGCUCAGAAAGAGAGGGGAGGAAAGUUGAUGUGGAGGUGAAGCAGAAGUGGAAGCCUGGCAACUGACUGAGAAAGUGUAUGUGUCAGUAGGACGGGACUGUACUCAGCAUGACUAGAGCGGAGCAGACUGGACUUUAGACUCCACAGGACAUCCCCAGUCCCACACUGUGCUCUCCUUUGUCCAGUUCCCCGAUUAUGAGAGAGCGAACCUUACCCAGGUUCAAAUCACAGACAGGACACUUACCAGGCAUGCUGAAGCGCACCAAAUACAGUCGUCUGCGUAACGAUUCGCUGACGUCUCUGGAGGAUCGGCCCCAAAGAAUGCUGCCCCUAAAGAGGGACCUUUGCUUAGACUCUGAUUUUGCCCAGCUGGAUCCCGGGACGCCUACACACCAUGGGCCGUCCACCCUGAGGGACUUCAUCCCCCGUGUGGCCAACAUACGAUUGCAAAGUCCUAUUUCCCUGCGGGAUCUGAGGGGACAGGCAAACACAGCUGAGGACAGAGCCACUAAUGGGCACACUGGCAGACCUUUGUCCAGAACAGAGUGCAACUCAGGGCCUAAUCAGAGAUUUUGUAGUCAACCUUCCCUCAAUGUGCCCCUAUCGACUGGCCAAAACCUAACUCACUCAGCUCUGCGCUGCACAAAAAGACCCAUCACCCUGCAUCGGAUGGCCAGCCUCCCCUGGACCCCCAACUGUCCUCAUUGCUCACAUCACAGAGAUGGUCUGUGCUGUUGGAAGACUUCCUCUGCAGUAGAUGACUGUACAGUGGUGCGGACAGCAAACAGAGCAGUUCACCAUCACAUCAAGUACAUGGGUAGUGUGGAGGUGACCCAGUCCAUGAGAACCCUUGACUUUGAUGCCAGAAUGCAAGUCACACGAGAGGCAAUCAGCAGACUGUGUGAGAGGACAUCAGCCAAGACAGCAGUGAAAACUAAAAGGCCUGUAUGCAAGGGACUGUCUGCUGUUCUGGGUCAAAUCAACCUACAGUUUUCUGGGAGUAGGGUCAUCCUCGCUGUUUCCACAGACAGUGUGACUCUGAUUGCUGCCUCUUCCCUACAGAAGAUUGCCCAUCACCCAAUGCAGGCUAUUUCAUUCGCCUCUGGAGGAGACCCAGAUAUGGCAGAUUACAUUGCUUAUGUUGCCAAGGAUCUCUUCAACCAGAGAGCCUGUCACAUCCUGGAGUGUCCCCAGGGUGGGGCCAGUGAGGUUAUCAACAGCAUCGGUCAGGCCUUUGAGACUCGUUUCCGACAACUUCUCAGCCACUCGCCAUCGCUCCCCUCCAACAAUCCCAGGUCAUCAGUGAGAAUCUGUCACAAAUGGAGCCCAGAGGAGACAAUAACAGACCAAAAGGCCAAGCAGGAAGGUGAAGUCAGCAAGCAUCCUGACUACUACAAUGUGGUCCCAGGAAAAAUGCCACCCCAUGGUGGCAUAGAGGACCUGCGGCUCACAAGGGAGGAGAACAAACAGGAUACUGACACACAGGGGGUUUGUUCGGCUCAGACUGUUUCACUCUAUGAGAACUGCUCCAUCACAGAAGAAACUCCAGCUCCACCUGCAGACUCAGUGAAAUCUGAGGUCAGUGCUGAAUGGUGUACUCCUUUCUGUGAGACACGAAUCCAGGACCUGAUCCAGGAGGAGGACUGGUUCCACGGCAGGUUAGCAAGAGAGCAGGCGGAGUCACUGCUCACCUGUAGUGGGGAUUUCCUGGUCAGAGAGAGCAGCUCUGCCACUGGUCAGUAUGUACUCAGUGGUAUGGAGGGAACCACCGUGCGCCACCUGCUGCUGGUUGAUCCACAUGGACAGGUGAGGACCCGUGAUCAGGUGUUCCUGAGUGUUGGUCACCUGGUGCGUUUCCACAUGGAGAACCAGAUGCCCAUUGUGUCUGGAAGCAGUGAGCUGUGUCUGAAACAGCCAGUCCUACAAAGUCACUAACACACUUGCACACUGUCACAUGCAUACAUCAGCCUUCAGAAGCAGUUCUCAACACUUUUUGGAGCUGAGGCUCAAUGUGCACAAGCAAGAAAAGUUUCAAACACUUUUAGCUACUUGGAAAUCUGACAUCACUUCCCAGAAAAUUCUAUUAUUUAAACAUGUUGUAUAUGUGGAGUGAAUUGUUUGAUUUUUCUAAGAUUUGAGUAAAUCCUCAAACACUUUGUGCCUCGCCCUGUGUUGAGAACAGCCGCUGAUCUGCAGAACAUCCUGUCUCUGUCUCUCGGGCUGAAUGUUCUGGUGUUUACUCACCAUCACUGGUGUCGGGAGGAAAUUACCAGAAUGUUGGCAGACUUUCAGAAUAAUUUUUUACAGGCUAAAUUUGUCUUGUGUUCAUUGGUUUUGAUAUGUUAUUGUUUUGUCUCCAUUUCCCAUGCAUGACUUUUGAAAAUAGCUGUUCAUUCCUCUUAUUUGUUACAUUCUGUAUAUGGUAUUCAAAUGCUGUUUGUAACCAGAAUCUACCGAAACAGAUUUGCAGUUUAGUCUCAGAUAAGCUGGCAAAUAUGCAAAUAGUAAUGUCUUUGUUCUUUGUAAAAUCUUUGUUCCCCAUAAAGUGUAAUC